This is a messenger RNA of Brassica oleracea var. oleracea, 831 nucleotides long. RefSeq lists its product as uncharacterized. Lineage: Eukaryota; Viridiplantae; Streptophyta; Magnoliopsida; Brassicales; Brassicaceae. The record is from RefSeq and is a predicted model, not a curated record. The transcript is spliced from 3 exons. The coding region runs from base 160 to 831 and encodes 223 amino acids.
UUCUCUUCCCCGACACAGACUAAGAUUCUAAAAUAAUAAUUUCAGUUCUUAAAAACUCGAAGCUACUCUGCACCCAAUCAAGAACAAAGCUUAUGGGAAUCACGAUCAGAAAGGAAUUUACUUGAUAUUGCAUCUAGGCUCUUCGAUUCCCCUAAAAAAAUGAGUCAUACAACUUUCAGUGUAUUUCAUAGUGGAAAGUUUCAGACAGAUGAUUCUGGGGCCGUUACUUACGAGGGUGGAAAUCGUGACGUUCUCCACUCACCGGUUGAAGCUCUGUUUGGAAAUUUAAUGAGCGAGUUGAAUAUAUCCUCCAAUGGACAGAGGAUUUGGUUUAAGAUGCCUAAUGAAGGCAUAUCAGAGCUGAAGAUAUUGUGUCAAGGCGAUGAUAAUUUCAGGAAGAUGUGUGAGGCUUCGGUUUGGAUCAAAGCUAUAGAUGUGUAUCUGGAAGCUGAUAAUGUUGAUGAUGAUGAUGAUGAUGCUCCUCCUGUUGUUGAGAUCAAUGACAGUGGCACAGCGACGAGAGCUUCAAAUGGUGCAGCGAAAGCUACACAGAAGGCUGUAGAUGCUGAAGCCCGUGUUGAAUCAAAUCUUAUUGGCUUUGUUGACGACAAUGAGAACGACGAUUAUCAAAGAACUCCCCCCUCUUCAGACUGCGAAGAUGAAGGAAGUAACGACCGUUACGAGAGGUGGAUACGAGGAAGUGGUGAGUUAAAGAUACGACAAGUAUUUGAGAGCAUAGAAGAGUUCAAGGAAGCUGUCUUGGAAUAUGCUUUAAAAGGAGAAAACAAAAUAAAUAAAAAAGUAUGCAUAUUCGACAGAAACAAAGUGUAG